CGCACUUGAAUUCAGUCUGUGAACAGGCGCCGAGCACUGCACAGCUUUUUGCGUAUUUGUUGCGUUCUCGUCGUGUGAAAUUUUUGUGUGAAGAAAAAAAGAAUAAAAUUGUAUCCAAACCAAUAAAAGUUAAAAAUAAAAAUUUUCAAAUCCAAAUUCCCCGCUUAAAAAAAAAAUUAAUUAAAUUCAAGUAAAUUAUUCGCUUUUAUUUUAACGCUUCUAGUAACAAAGCGCCAGCGUAAAACGUGUCUCCCCACCCCCCGCCGCGUUUGUUUAUUUCGAAAAUUGGUAAAAAAAGAAUUUCAAGUAAAUAUUAAAAAAAAUCAAACAACACAACGCAGUCAGUUGUUGUUGUAAACAUAGUUAGGCUACACGAAAGUGAUAUUAAAGAACCGACCAACAAAAACAAAAAAGCGAGUGGCUCCAACAACGCGCCAGCUGGUGUUGCACGAAAUUUUCUCUGAAAGUUUUUUUUGCUGCUCCACAAAGUGAACUCGUCGUCGUCGCCAGUCGAUCGCCGCUCGAAGCAUUCAAUCCGUAAAUAAAGACGAGAAAUUUUCGUACCGCCGUGUAUCGGAAGCGUAUGAUUAAUAUACAAAUAAAAGUAAAUGUGUAAAAUAAACAGAAAUUAAAGUUGAGAAAUUCGCGCGCGCGUUUUCCAAAUUUUCCAACAACGUCAUUUACACUGAAUUUGUGCAAAAGUUUCGAAAAAAAACAUUUUGUUCUACUCUUUAAAAAAAAAAAAAUUAAAAAAAUCGCUUGAAAUCGUUAUCUGCUUGCCAAGUGAAAGACGGCAGCUAAAAGUGUGUUCUAACGUUUUGUGCUGUGCAAAUAUUAAUUAACAACAACAACAAUAAUAACAGCAAGCAAACGCUUCUAGUUUUUUAUUUGAUUGCGCUCUCCCAGCAACAAAUGUGUUAGUCUAAAAACCGGCUAAGCUAAAAUUGUAUUGUGACGAUAUUUGCUAAAUAACGCUACGAUUUUGAUUACAGCAGUGAAAAAUUAAUUUGAAUAUCCUGCGGCAUACAGUUUUUAUGUGUAAAUAAUAACUAACACUCACCCAGCAACACUAACUAAUUACAGUGGCAAAUAAAAGAAAAAGUGCAAAGCAGAAAAGUGGAAAAAACAUAAAAUUCCGUUAGUGCAUAUAUAUUUAACAGCGUAUAUAAUAAAUUAUGAUUUAUUAAACAAAUCAAAGCUAGAAAAUCAGCAACAACAACAAAUAGUGUGAAUCAAAGCGAAAAGUAAACAAAAUCAUAAUAAUAACGGUAAUAAGAGGCAGAAAGUCCACAAUAUUACUACUAUUUUUUAAACAAAAACCAAAAAAAAAGCGGCAAGUGCAUAAAUAUACAAACUGCCUAGUGCAAUUAUUGUUAUUGUUAUUCCUGUGAAUUACAACGCGCUGACAAGCAAGAAAAGUGCACAAGUUCGUCAUCGCGAUAAAAUAAAAAUAAAAACAACAACAACAAAAUAUUACAGAAAUAAAAAUAAGAACCGCAGCUAUAAUAAAAGGGAAACAACAAAAAAUCCCACAACAGCAACAAAACCAACAAAGCAACAACUACAGAUUUCGCCUUGUGCAUAUGACGAGCUCAUUUUUCUCGUGCAACAAGCAAGAAAAAUAGCAAAAAAAUACUAUUUUUCACAAAUUGAAACAACCAGCCCCAGCAACAACACAACAGCUGCUAAUGAACUGAGUGAAAAUUUUCGCAUUUCAUUUUCACUGAAAAUAAGUCUAAUAAUUGCAUGCAUAUGCGUGUAUGUGUGAGCGUGUGUGAAAAUGUUUCCGAUUUUUCGCACUGAACUCAGCAACUCGCCAAAGUAAAUGCCAAGCAAACUUCUGUGAUAUUGUAAAAACCGCUCAAACUUGCUUUAUAUCACUCACAAACAUUUGCAUAUUAAACAUUAGCAAAGUAAACAAAAAAAUAAAUAAAAAUAAAUAAACUCGAAAGCUAAACAAAUAAACACAAACUCCACUCAUAAAAACAAUACAAAUCUUAAAAGUACUAUCUAUCUACUGCUCUAUAAUUAUACCCGCAAAUAAAAAAUAUUACCCCCAAGCUACCCGCAAAAUAACCAAAAUCAAUAUAUUUUCACUAAGUUAGUGCCAGCAAAAAUAUUUUUGAAACUUGUGAAAGCUUGUAAAUUUUGCGUGAAAGCUCUACGAUAAAAAGCUUGAAGCAAACCAAAGUGAAAAGAAUUUCAAGGGAGCAAUAGUGUGCCGCAGUAACGGAAUUUUAAAAAGAAAAGCUUCAAAGGAAGCGCGUAAUUUUGAGCUUUAAGAACAAUUGGUCACCCGCUACCCCUCUUACCCGGCUUAUACCCAUAAAUUUAUAUUAAAAAAAACGCUAACUAUAAACACAUAGUAACAAAAAAAAAGCUAAAAAGGUGAAUACAUUUUAAUACCAAAGCUCCUGCUGCUAUAAAACGUGUGCAAAUUUGUAAAUUGGUUUCGAUAAUCUAUUGUUGAGCGCCAUCAAAUAGCCGCUGCAAUAAAUACAUAUAAUUCAAAUAGUUCUAAAACAGUAAACGAGUGACAUUGUUGCGUUUUUGCUUUCCAUAGCUUACAGUUUUUGUUACCGAGUGUCGAAAGAGUUGUCAAAAACAGCUCAGAAAGUAGCCGAAAGCAUAUAAAGCCAAUUAUUUUUGAAAUUCUAGUCAUUGACUAAACGGCGUUGCCAUAACAACGAACCGCGAUUCGCACAAACGUAAGCUAAGAAGUGCAGCCGUCAUUAAGUUAACUACGCCGCAAACUUCAAAGAUUUUUUGACAUUUUUCGUAAAUGUCAUAUUUACGAAUUUUUCAAAAAACCAUAAUUUUCAAAACAAGCGCAUAACUGACAAACAAUCUUUUUGUUGUAGAGCAAAACAAAAAAAAAUUAACAAAAAAAAUUAACAACGAAGUCAAACAGAAGUUCAACCAAUUUGACUACUCGUUAAAGCUCUUUUGUGAAAGUAGCUAAGCGACAGCAGAGCCACAAAUAAAGCCAUAACGCAGCUGUACCGAUAAUAACUCAUAAAAGUGAUGAAGUAGUGAUCAAAUAAUAAAAAAAAGAAAUUUCAUCAACAUAAUUGUUGUAUCAAAGCCUACUAGCCGAAAAACUCAAAAGCUCCUUGAACAGCUACCAAGCACAUGUAAAGUAUCAACGGUAAUAAAACAAAGAAAGAGAAAAGUCACAAACUCCCCUACUCGCGUUUUAUCACGUAACCAAACUACUGCGAAAAAAAAGUUACAAAAUUAAUUAAAAGUCAGUCAACUUUACCAAUAAUAACCCAAUUCAAGUAACACUUAUUGAACACAUUCAUAACAACCAACAAUACAAAAAUGGCAGCUGUCGUCCAUGUGAAUAGCCUGUUGAAUGGCAAAGAUUCACGCUGGCUCCAAUUGGAGGUGUGUCGUGAAUUUCAGAGGAAUAAAUGCUCCCGCCAAGAUACCGAAUGUAAAUUCGCUCAUCCGCCCGCCAAUGUCGAGGUACAGAACGGAAAGGUGACCGCUUGUUAUGACAGCAUUAAGGGCCGCUGUAAUCGUGAUAAACCGCCGUGCAAAUAUUUUCAUCCACCACAGCAUUUGAAGGAUCAAUUAUUGAUAAAUGGACGAAACCAUCUUGCCUUGAAGAAUGCACUGAUGCAACAGAUGGGUAUGGCCACUGGACAGCAAGUCAUACCGGGACAAGUGCCAGCCGUGCCUCUUGUUUAUUCACAGGCCACGAAUCCCUACUUAACCGGCAUACCGGCCAAUCCGUACCCUAGUCCAUACUAUGCGCCUGGAACUUUAGUGCCUGCAUUACUCGGACCAGAUCACACACAAUUGGGUCAGGUGGUGCCACAAACGGUACAAGUGGCACAACAGAAAAUCCCACGUUCCGAUCGAUUAGAGGUUUGCCGUGAAUUCUUGCGCGGCGCCUGUAAGCGCGCCGAGUCGGAGUGUCGUUUUGCGCAUCCGCAGGAUAGCGUCGCCCGGCACGAUGACGGUUCGAUAACGGUGUGCAUGGAUGCCGUGAAGGGUCGUUGCACGCGCGAUCCAUGCCGCUACUUUCAUCCCCCCUUGCACCUGCAGGCACAAUUAAAAGCGGCGCAAACGCGCGCCACUGCUGUCGCUACUGCGCACCAUCAUUCGACCACCAACAUACCGUCGUCAGCUGCCGUCGUCGCUGCCGCAGCCGCUGCUGCCCAACAGCAGGCCGCUCAAGCUCAAGCUCAGGUCCAGGCUCAGGGCACAACGCAGACGAAUGCCGCCAAUGCUGCUGCCGUCGCCGCUGCCGCUGCACUCGCUAUGGGUGCGGCUGGUGGUGGCGUGGCAGCGGGCGCUGGCGCUCAUCAUGCACAGCAUCAUCAUCAUCAACUGGAAGUGGGCAAGAAACGUGCCGCCGCGGACAAUGACAUGUUACAACUGAUGGAUGUUAAAACGGUUGGUUCAUUUUACUAUGAAAAUUUCGCUUUCUCCGGAAUGGUACCGUUCAAGCGUCCCGCUGCCGAAAAAUCCGGAAUUCCAGUGUAUCAACCCGGCGCGACCACCUACCAACAACUCAUGCAACUGCAACAGCCGUUCGUACCAGUGUCAUGUGAGUACCAAUCUCAAAAUGGUGGGACGCCAUUGAGCGCCACUACCACUACUUCUACUUUGAGUACUUCUACUACUCCUACUACUACUACCAAUAUGAAUCCAUAUAAUGCUACUACUGCAACAGCAGCAGCACAAGCAGCCGCCGCCGCAGCAGCCGCAACAACAACAACAGCGGCGGCUACAAUUGGUGCCGCCACAUUAUUAGGUGCUAGUAUCACAACAACACAACAACAACAGAUUGAACAGCAUCACCACCAACAACAACAACAACAGCUACACAAUCAACAAAUGCAACAACAGUUGCAUCUGUUGCCGCCACCACCACCAACCACAACAACACCAACAACAACUGUCACUUCCAAUUAUCAUUUACACCAACAUUAUAGUAGCAAUAGCACCCUGUAUAAUAAUAAUAACAACAGCAACAACAACAACAAUAUGAAUAAUGACAAUAGCAACAAUAACACAAGCGCUCUAACACCAACCACCCCACCCAAAUCCAAUUCCCCCUCCGCUAGUAGCAUUCAUACAACCACAAAUACAGAUUCAUUGCAAAUAACAAACACAACAACACCAACAUCACCACAAUCACAAUCACAAACAACAACAACCGCAACAACAUCGGCAGAUGUUAGUAGCUUGUAUGAGACAAGUAGUAGUAGCACAAACACGCAGGCUAGUAACGGUAAACAUAACGGCGACACAGCUAGUAAUGAUGCUAGCAUGAAUGAUGCGCCACCGUCGUCAACGUCAUCGUCGUCACCAGGCGGCGCAACAACAAUUUCGUCAGCGUAUGUGCCAUAUAAUAAUGGCGAUAGUAAUAUGGCUAGUAGCAACAACAACAACAACAACAAUAAUAAUGUAUUAUAUGUGAAUAAUAAUAUCUUGAGUAACGGUAGUAAUAAGUUAGCGUCCACAACAACACCAACAACAGCUAGUGCAGCAGCAGCGAGUGAAGGUGAUGAUGAAAUUGCUGAUGGCAACGUUGGUGCCGCCACAGCAGCAACAACAGUUACAUCAGCAAUUUUGGGAGCUGUCACAACAACAGCAACCACCAGUAGUACUAGCGCACUCUUUGCUGCUGCUGGCGCACACACUUUAGACACCACAACAACAGCCAAAACAUCGGCACUAACCGCACACACAGCUAAUGCUAGCGCUAGUAGACAUGAUAAGGACGCUAGUGAAGAAUGCAAUAACAAUAAUAGCAACAAACAUUAUUUUAGCAACAGCAAAUAUAGCUACAGUACUUCGGCUAACCAAUACAGCGUCGCCAAUUCUCCAGUCAAGUAUGCCACACACAAAACGUCAACCGCCGCCGCCAAUGAUGCGGCUCACUCCGCCUAUGCCGCAUACGCUUACCAAGCACAGGCAGCACAAGUAUCGCAAUCACAUGCGGCCGCUGUCGCCGCCGCUGCUGCAACCAACACUUAUCCGUCCACCAGUUUGUCCAAUGGCACGCACAGUGACACACAGUCCUAUAGCGUUUACAACGGCUUGAAUGGGCAUGCCACCUCAGCGGCCGGUAUAUUGCCGACUCCGCACUCAGCUGCUUCAACGGCGGUGUCCGCCGCUUCAGCGGUUGCCUACCAGCAGGCACAACAGCAACAGCAGCAACAACAAAUGUUACGUUUGUAUAAUCAGUAUGCUGGCGUGCCCACCAGCGCUGCCACCUCAUAUGCCAACCUGCUGGCCGCUUCGCAUGCUGGUUAUGCCACACCUACAACCACUAUGGCGCACAUGUCGGCAGCAACAGGCAUGACUGUGCCUUCGUAUGCCGCCGCUUAUGGCAUUACCGCCUCUUCGGCAGCAGGCAGUGGCACACUGACACCCACUUACGCCUACAGCACUUAUGGCAGUGCCACACCCACCGGAUAUUAUGCCGACGCCAGCGCACUCGCCAAAGACGCCGCGCAAAAGAACUAUAUGAAUGCCAUGAAAAUGGCCGCCGCCGUUAAUGCAAAUCAAUUGAGCGGCAAACCGCUCACUGCAGCCGCCGCUGCUGGCAUGCCAACUGCCGGCACUUAUGCUGGCUUGCAGUUAGGCAAAACAUACAUGGCCAUGCCCGGCAGCGCUAAUGCCAUAGUUGCACAGCAGCAGCACGCCGCGCUCCUACAUGCACAACAGGCAGCGCAAUCGCAGCAGAUGGCUGCAGCCGCCCACGCACAGCAUGCCGCUGCUGCCGCAGCAGCUGCGCAUAUGCAACGCUCAGCGCUGUCGGCAGGCUCACUGUCCAGCUCGGGUAUGUCCACGCCCAUCGGCACGCCAGUGCAUCCGCCCACUCAAGGCGCCACGGGUAUUGCUGCCGGUGGAUUGCUGUCGCGUCCCUCCUCUGCCACCGGUGGUUAUAUAAGCGCAGCUGCAGCACAUAGCGCUCUGCGUCCACAGGCAGUGCAGCUGGCGGCCGCGCCCUCCGCCGCUGGCAAUUCGCAAUAUGCCGCCGCAGCGGCUGCCAUGCAACAGCAGGGUUUCUUCUAUCCCGCUGGCAUGAUGGCUGCACCAGCCGCGUAUCCUUAUACCGCUAUCGGUGCAAUACCUACAGGUAUGCCCACAGCAGCUGGUAUGCCAACUGGGCUUGCUGGUAUGACAGCAGCGUCGACCAGUGCGACGGGCAGUGCCAUGGUGCUGAAUCCAUACAAGAAGAUGAAGACCUCGUAAGAAGUUUGCUUUGGAAGCGUUCAAACAUGCGCACACACAAAAUCCCACAGACUUACAAUACCGAACGGAUAUGACAAACUCAUUUGUGUUAGCUAAGUCCAAAAUUCAAGGGCAAGGCGCUGCGUUUCAUCGUUUUAUUUAAACAUGAAAGCUUGUUCAAAGCUUUUAUGGCGGCGUUUUACCAAUUCACUUGUACUUAAACAGCUACUUAAGCAUACUUGGCAAACAGCGCACAAAAGCAUCACAAGUAUGCGCAUUCUCAUCUGGACUUACAAACAGACAAUUUUAAUAUAAUCGUGCCUACUUUUUGGGUAUAACCUAAAGUGAAAGCUCUCAUAAGCUUUAAAAAGCUUACAUACAUGUUAGGAAUAGCGUAAUAAGAUAAGUAAAUAAAAAAUGUAUAACAACGAAAUAAAUAAAUACUUUCACAAAGCCCAUACAAAUCCUUCACGUCAACAUUAAGCUCCACAUAGAGCUUUCGCGCAUACAUUGAAGUUUGCAUAUAUACUUAAAAUAGACUACUAGCAUACUAAAUAAUAAACUUAAAUUAUAUGUGAUAUUCAAAUAUCAUAUGUAUAUUUCGUUAUAUAUAGCAGCUCGUUUCAGAUUUACGUAGUUGAAAGCUUUAAGUUGCCAUACAACAUGAGAUUUAGCACUUCAGUGUACUAAGAUUGUUAACAUUUGGCUAAAGCUUAAUGCGCAGGCAGUAUAAAGCUAAAAAUCUUUGAGCCAGGCGAUUUAUACUUAACUGUAAAACCCCUGCCUAAUUCAUGCCAUUUUUAAUAAUUAUAUAUAAUUUAGUCAAACACUUCCAAUUUGCCAUUAAAUACUUUAAGUAUAUUCUAUUAGGGACUACUGUGAGCUUUUCAAAAAUUCUCCACCAAUGAGUAUAGCAUUUGUAUAAUUUGAAAUUAUAAUUUGUGGACAUAUGAACAUAAAAAGAAAAUGAUUAAUUAGUUAGCUAAAAAAGCUUUCCCAAUGCAUCGCACAACUAACGAUUUACUGUGAUAGCUGGAAAUUUACAAAGCUUGUCCACUUCCACAAAAGCUUUAGUUGUAAAAGCUGUACAAAAGCUUUUUAAGUACACAAAAGGAAAUCUAAUUCAAUAAUGCUGAUGCAUCAUCAACACACCAAAACUAGUGAAAGCGCAUGUCAAUAGCAACGAGCUUUCAGUUGAUUUGUGUAAAAUAGCGGCUUUUCAAUUAUGCGAUCGUUCCUAUGUAGCCAUAAUACAAUACAGCAAAUUAAAAUCACUAUAUUUCGUAAUAAACCCGAAAAUUUAUUAACUACUCCUUUGGGUAAAAUGAAAGCUCUCACAACAACGUUUUACAGCUAAAUGAAAAUAACGUAUUUGUAAAGCAGGCGGCGCUGUAUUAAUUAGCGUGAAAUAGCAACACAGCACAACAAUAUGCACUUAAAAGUAGUGAAAGCUACACAGACUUGAUGAAAGCUUCGUAACAAAAGUAGUGAAAGCUUCGAAAAACUAGUGAAAGCUCAUUUUAACUAUAUAUUUAUAGAACAGGACUCAAAAACACACUAGCGUUAGUUUCGAAGCAUUGCUGUGAAAAAAAUCUGAGAUAGAGCAUUAAAAGCUUAUUCUCUCUCUCUCGCGUCUUGUUGUGCCCACCAGUCGUCUAAAAAGGCGCUAGUUUUUCUAUUAUUAAUAUGUAUUUUUUUUCAGUGACACUGUUAAAAAAUUUCUUAGUUUAUAGUAUCUAUAUUAGCCAUAAGUAGUUUUCGUCCCAUUUUGUGUUGUGUGUAUUGCACUUAUACUCACGCACACAUACAACUUAUACUCUCUCUAUUUAAUUUCCAUGCUCAUUGCUAGAAUAGCGCUCUUAUGUUGACCAAAGUAUUUGUAGACAUAUACACGUUUCAGUUCGAACACUGCCGCGCCUAGCCACGCUAGGAGUAUUUGAAAUUAUAUAGUCAACUUUCUGAGCAUAUUUCUCUACUCACUAAUAGUUUGCUAAGUCAGAUUUUCCUCUAAAUUAUUUAUUUCUUCAAUUGUUCCUUUAAUUAAUAUAUUAUAAAUAAGUUUAUGUUAUAUGCAAUACAUGAACAACAACAACAGCAAAUACAGCGUAUGCGCAUUGUGUGAGAGCCGCGCUCUCAUUACGCCAUUUGCGUUACACUGCAAAAAAUAUAUACGUAGUACUUAGUAAUUAAACGUUUUAGCGUAGUUUCUUGUUUUUUGUGUUAUUUUUAAAGCAUUCAAUAUAGAUUUACGUAGUUGUUUUAGCAUUUAGUCUAGUGUUUAGGUGUUUCAAAAAAGCGUUUACUUGUUUUUAAAUUGAAUUGAUUUUUUUGAAAAGCAAUUAUCAAAGAGUAUUUAAGCAUUUACAUUUUUUUGCUCUUAGUUUAAAGAAGUUUGCGCUCAAAACAACUCUAUGUGCUAGUUGUUAGUAUUUUUAUUUUUUGGUUAUGUGCGUAUUUAUUACCGUUAUUUUUUAAGUGUUUUUUUUUGUUAAUUUGCUAAUUUUUAAAUACUUAGAUCUCUUGUGAUUAUUAUGCAUAAUUUUUUGUAAUUUAUUUAUUAUAAUUUUUUUUUGUGUAUUAAAUAUUUAAUUAUAUAGUAUUGCUGUAACCGUUACUACCUUAAUAAUUUUUGUGAGCAUAAUUUUUGCAUUAUUGUAAUCGUGAAGUCCAGUGAAUUUGUGUUAUAUUCUAUUUAAUUUAAUGAAAACUUACUUAACUUUUCGCAAUUAAAUGUAUUUUUUUUUAUUGAAAGAAGUAGUAGGCGAAAACAUAUGCUGCAUAUAUUGCCAAUAUUAUAUAUAUUAUUUUUCUUUCUGCGCACUUUUAAUAUAGUUUCAAAAUAUUUUUUUCAUGUAAAAAAUAUAUUCUAACUAUAACUAGCUUCAAUUUCAGUACAUUAGAAUUCAUAGACAUAUAUGGUAUGUAUUAGUCUAGCUUUAGCGUGCUUACUUAACUACUCACUCUAAACAGCCAACUAGCCAAUAUUCACACUGCGCCUGGUUACUAUUACACCGACGCACACGCACUCAAAUACAGCGCUACGCUCACAAACUCUCUAACACUCAAGCCCGCUGACACUCAAUGGAGUUCUAACACAAAAACUCUCUUACACUCAAACUCUCUAACACUCAAACCCCUCUCACACUCAAACUCUCGCCGCUCUCAUUCGCACUUUGACACACUGUAUGCAUACGCAGAGCUAAAGCUUUGUGCUCCAAACGCUUACUACACACAACGAAAUAUUAGAAACUUUUGACUGCAACUAUAAUUUUGCGCUUUCUCUUCCACUCAUAUGCAUACUACGUUGCUAUGUUUUGACUGUACACUGGAAAAAAUUAAAGAUAUUUUUUUGGUUCACAAAUAUAUGGCAACCAUCAAUGUAUGUAUGUGCGUUGAUAAAACAAAAACAACACAGUGAAAAUAAUGCUUGAAGACUCAUAUUAAAUAAAGCGCUAUAUAUAAUUUUAAAAACAAAAACAACAAAAAAAUUAUAAGCACAUUUGUAAAUGAACUAAAAAUAAAGCUGAGCUGCGAUAUAAAAUCGAAAAAAGCUCAUUGGCUUUACUAUCUGGCUGGCGUAUUAGUAUAUAAUUAUUACAAAAACAAAAAAUAUAUAUAUUGCUAUCUACCUAUAAAACUAUGCUCUAGAAAUUUGUUGUAUUCAUUUAGCACAUGCUAAAGUGAGACCUUCAUUAUUUUUAACUGUUUUCCUGUAUGUCAUAUUAUUUGGUUAUAAUUAUUAUAUUUAUAAACAUAUGUAUGUAUGUUUUUUUUAAUCUAAUUACUAAAAACUUUGUAUCACUGUUAGUUUGCCUUUUUCUCGUCUACUUGGGAAUUAAAAAAUAUAUUAUAAAUUAUGUCAUUUGUUAGUAUAUGUAAAAAAAAAAAACAAAAAAAAUUAAUAUGAAUAUUAUACACUUAAAAUAUUUUAACUACCACUGACUACUGUUAUUAUUAAUAAGUACAUACUAUAUUCAUUGCUAUUGUAAUUUUAUGUUUUUAAUUAAUUGUUUGUUUAAUUUUGUGAAAACAAUUUGGAAAAUCAAUUUAUAUAUAUUUAAAAAUAUAUUUAGCUUAAAAAAACAAUUGGUAUUUUUUGUUUGGUUGCUUAAUAUAUUGUAAAAGCUUGAUAAAGCUCUACAUUUUAUUGGUUGUAUACUUUUUUCGAAAAAAAUUCCACUUUUCAUUUGCUGUGGUUUGGGUGCAAACACACAACAAAUCUGUCGUUUGCUUUUCUUGCUUGCGCUCUUUUUUACUCAAAAAUCUAUCUGUCUCUCUCUCUCUCUCUCUCUCAUUACUCGCUAUUUCGAUUACUCUGAAGGUUUAUAAAUUGCUCACGCUUAUACACGCUUUUAUGCCCUCAUUUGAUUCUUUAGUUAUGCUACUUUUUGUAUAUUCAUUCAUUUUUCCAUUACGCUCUCAUUUAUGCGCUCUCUCGCGCGCUGGCUUCUAUAUAAAUAUGUGUAAGUAAUGUAUGCUCUCAUUUUAGUGCCUUCAUACUCAUUUUUUAUGCAUUAUAAAUAUAAAUAUUUGAGAUCUCUUAUUUAAUAUGAUGCCUUGAAAGACACGUCAUUUUAAACUUGGCAGCAGAAAUCUAUUUGCAAUUAUAUUUUAGGUAUAUUUACAUUUUUUAUAAUAUAUUAUACUAGUUUUAUUUAGUUAAAUUCUUAUAGCUCUCUAUUUUUUUAACAAAUUAGUUCUCUCUGAGAAAAAUGUCUUUGCAGCUCUAUACAAUUAAAUCGCUCUCUAAUAUAUAUUUCACGGUAAUUUUGCAAUAUCUCUAUAACUUUACUUUCUUAAGAUGAACUAAUUCUGAUAUAUUAGUACUUAAACUCUCAAAACCGUUGAGAUGAGUGCAACACUGGGAAUGAGUGAAACUAGUUGAGUAUUUUCAAAAGCUCUCUCAUCUGCUCUCGCUCAGUUUUCUCUCACAAAAUAUUGCUCGAAAGCUUGGGUAUGACAAGCAUACCGAUCUUGUCAAUAAAUCUUCACUAUUUCCGAUUAUUUAAGAAACCGUAUAUCAGUUUCUUUUAUAAACUGUUCAUAAUCAGUAAUUACGACUUUUUGAAUUUUUCACCUAUUUAAGCUUUUACGCGUUUAAGCUUUUGCAAUCGCUCGCCAUUUCAUUGUUAUAGAUUUUUAUAAUAUUAAAAGCUUGCUAACUUUACAUUAAAAACUCAAUCAGAUAAUUUUCGAUCGAAAUGCUCAAAUCAUACCCAUAGAUACUCCAAACAAUUGAAAUGUAACUUUCAUCAAUUUAGUCUGAUUCAUUUUAGAGCUUUUUUAUGAAAGCUUUUUGAUAUGUCUUGCAUGAAAAUCAAACCAAAAUUAUAUUAGAGCUUUUACUAUACGUAAUUUUAGCAGUAUUUUGCAUAAAGCACUGACUGUGAAAUGGCUGAGAAACAUUCAGUAAGCUUUUUCGAAGUUAAUUUUUUUUAUAAUUUUCUAAUUCUAAAUUUUUCUGGAAUACAUCCAGUGCGAGACUUUAUCAACAAAUCGGGUUUAGAAAAUGCUUUUCAAAAAAUAUUUCAAAACCAAACUAGUUGUUUUAUAUAAUUUUUCUUUUUAAUUUUUUUCUUGUUGUUUUGUUUUUCAAUAUUUAUAUAUUUUGACCACAAUGUAUAAAAAUAAGAAGUCAGCAUACGAAAUACUAUACAAAAUAUUUACAAAAAAUUAUUAGGGAAUUUAAUUGAAGUUUUACAUUUUGAAAACAAAGUAUAUUAUAAUCAUAUUAAAAAUAAAAUACCACAAAAAUUAUAUACCAAAAAAUAUAUAAAAAGUUUUAAAAUUUAAAAAUGUAGAAUAACGUUCGAGUUUUGAAGUUUUGAAAGUUAGACAUUUUUGCGAAAAAUAUUAAAAAUAUAAAAUGACCGCCAAAACGGUAUACUACUUAUAGACGAAUACAUAUUUAACGAUAUGUACGAUGUAUGUAUGUUUACAAUAGUUUUUUAAUAUUUAUUGAAAGUAGUGAACUUUUAAGCAACAGUUCCACAGUUUAAUGAAAAGCAAAUUCAGAAAAGAAAAAAACCAAGGAAAAUUAAUAAACAUCGCACGAAUUAGCAAAAAAAAAAUAAAGAAUUUCUGUAGUGCGUUUAUAGCAACGUUUCGAAAAAAAAAUAUAGAACUGCAAAAUAGAAUUUUACAUGGAAGAAAGGUUUACAAUAAGCAGAAAUUAAUAACAAUGAAAUUUAAAUAUUUCGAGCUUUUACUUCAGUUUAAAACACUUGAAUAUUUUUUCACAUCAUCCAAAUCAAUGCAAUAUAUUUUCCGUUGCUAAUAAUUAUUAUUUCACAAAAGCUUUAUUAAAUAGUCCACAAUGUUUUUUAUUCAACCGCUUUUUAUAUAUUGUAGCUUUUGAGCUUUUGCUAUUAUUGCACACUUAAAGCACACACACACAAAGCAUCAAGGAAAAAAAUACAAAAUAUAAAACACUACUCAUUAAGAUAGCCGUGAAUGACUAAACAAAUUUAAAAAUCUCAAAUAUGUGCGGAAAAAGCUCUAUGCUAAGAUAAUAUUUUGAAAGGCGACAGGGGCUAGAAUUUAUUGUGCCACAGUUAUAUAAAGAAUCAUUGAAAUCAAAUAAUAAUAAUUCUCGAUAGUUUCAAUUGCAGGUAAAAGCUCAAAAGCUCUCUCGCUUGGUUUUAUUAAAGGGUUGUUCAAAAUUCAAACGCUUUAAUAAUAAAAAAAGUUUUUAUUCGCAGUCACGUACUCAAUAUUUGAAAGCCAUAAAAGGAUUCAACUUAAGCAUUAAAAAGAAUUAGUUUUCAAAAGCUUCAAGUAUCUCCGGUAAAAAAAAAUGUGCAUAAUUUUCCCUCUUCCGAACAUAUUGAACAAGAACCGUCAUUUAAUUACUUUAUUGUAGCGUAAAAACGAAUUAUCAACCGUCCAUACAUUAAAUGAAAGCGUUUGAAUGAAGUGAAUAUUAAAAGCCUUUGUAGACGAUUAUAAAUUUACAAAUAUUUUAUGAAAUAUGGACAUACAAUUGAAUAGCAAGAUAAAAAAAUUAAAAGGAAGCUAAUGGUUUAAUAGGAAUAUGAAAUGAAAGCUCGAUAAAUAUGAAAGCACAAGAGCAAUAUAAAGACGAAAUGGGAAAGCAUAAAUUUAUGAAAGCUCUUGAUAAAAAUGAAAGCUCGCAGGUAAGA
This is a messenger RNA of Zeugodacus cucurbitae (melon fly), 14342 nucleotides long. It is a transcript of the gene mbl, whose product is annotated as protein muscleblind. The transcript is spliced from 10 exons. NCBI's taxonomy places the organism in Eukaryota, Metazoa, Arthropoda, Insecta, Diptera, Tephritidae. Gene Ontology annotation, molecular function: metal ion binding. The record is from RefSeq and is a predicted model, not a curated record. The coding region runs from base 3325 to 7221 and encodes 1298 amino acids.